Molecule: messenger RNA, 801 nt
Organism: Ostertagia ostertagi
Lineage: Eukaryota; Metazoa; Nematoda; Chromadorea; Rhabditida; Trichostrongylidae
Source: the annotation of a GenBank genome assembly
AUGGAGGAGACGUUUGCUGACGCUGGCGUCUCCAUCACAGUGACCUCCCUUACGGACUUCAUCUCCUUUGCCGUUGGUUGCGCGACACCAUUUCCAAGUGUUCAGAUGUUUUGUGCGUAUGCGGUGACAGCAGUGAUGUUCACAUACGUCUAUCAGCUCACUUUCUUCGCUGGUAUCAUGGUCUACACGAAUCGUCGCGAAAUGGACAACAGAAACUGCAUCACUUUCAGAAAGAUCAAAAAGGGUUUGUUGUUUUCUGGAGUUACAUCGCACAGAUUCUAUGAUAGACAUAGUUUUCAGAAGGAUCGAAGAGUGCAUAUGAAGAUCGAAUGUAUUGCAGACUACGGUAGUAAUCUCCACGUAUGGAUGUACAAUCUGUCAAAUGUCGAUAUUGGUCCAAGACGUAUUUGGACGGUGUUGGACAAGGAAAUAGAACUCUACGAGCACACUGAGUUCACAGGAGCUGCUGAUUCGUGGUUGCGUACUUACCUUGCUUUCACCAAACAGUCUGGAUUGCUCAUUACUCAGGAUAAUUUUGUUUACAUUCUCAGGAAUGUGUUCUUGUCACAACCACAAUUCGGAAAAUACCGGCGUGAUAUUUUGUUCGACGCGAGCGGAUCUUUGCUGGACGCCUCUCGAGUACCGAUCCAGCUCCGUCAUGUUGGAUUUGCGAAUCAAAGUCGAGCGAUGCAGCUGUUCAGAAAACUGGCUGAGACUAGUAAGCUUCCGACCGGCGUCUAUGCCGACUUCUUCCAGGUUGGUUGCAAUCUGAAUGUCUGUACACCCCUUGGUGUGAGGUGA